CGUGUGUUUAUACUACUUAGUCACUUUGUGGGGACAUCCGUCUGUUAGCCAGAUUGUGGAGACUUUAUGGGAGUAAAAACACAAAUUCUCAUUAGGUAAACAUUUAAUUUUUAGGGGAAUUACUUAAGUCUUAAGUUAUUGGGUAAUUAUAUAAGUAGUAAAUUAGGUAAGCUUGUGUUUAGGGUCAAAUUCUAGGAAAGUAUUGGCCAGUGUAAUGAAUACAAGCAUGUUAAUGACAUAUGUUAUCAUACCAUAUAAUAAAUAAUGGAUCAAUUGACUAUUUGUUUAACAUUUAUUAUUAUUUACAUUAGGAUAUAUGUAAGUACCGCAAAGCUGUAGUUUAAAUACUCUAAAGUACAAGAAUCAAUGUACUUGAUGAGGGUGUUUUAAUUAGCCUUAAGUUGUUGUGAAACGUCACAGAUGCAAAGGACACGUGCGCCAUCUAACGGAGUAAAUCAUCUCCUAAAACUGGAAAAACUGAAUGUAACAAAGAUCUCAAAGACCAGGUAUUAUUGUUUCCAAUAAAUUUAAAAGACAUAAUGUUUUGUUUAGUUUUAUCUUAUUUUAUCUAUUUAUACAUAUAUUACUAGAGAUCUACGGGCAACACGGAACCAAAUACUAUCCGGUCUGUGUUUCCUUCAGGAGCAUUUUCAGAGCCGUAUUUGCGCAGCAUGUGUUGUGUUGACUCUUCGCUUUUUCUGGAUAGUUGUUAACAGAACUUAAUUGACAAGCAACCAAAUGUCCUCGGCGGAGGUAGUUCUCGGGUUCCUGGAGGAGGCGGAGCCGUGGCGGCUUCGGUCCCCGCAGUUCCCCAGCAAAGUCGGGGGGAAACCGGCGUGGCUCAGCCAGAGGGGUCUGCCCGCGCUGGGGUGUGACAUUUGCUGCCAACCCAUGGUGUUUCUGCUGCAGGUUUACGCACCAAUAUCUGGUCAGGAGAGAAGUUUCCACAGGACACUGUUUGUGUUCUGCUGCAAAACCCCCGAGUGCUACACACACAACGACAGUCGAUGUGUGAAAGUCUUUAGAAGUCAGCUUCCCAGGAAGAAUGAGUUCUACCCAUAUGAGCCUCCACCAGAGGAUGAACCCCCCAAGGAUCCUGAACAGGACCAAAAUGUGUUGCCUGUGUCUGGACUUAAACUGUGCUGGGUUUGUGGUUGCCCAGGCAACAAAGCCUGUUCCCGUUGCCACACUGUGACUUACUGUGGAAAACACCACCAGACCCUCCACUGGAAACACACACACAAGAAGGAGUGCUGCAGCCAAGAAGCCUCCAUCAUUACAGAUUCUCUCUUCCUCUUUCCUGAGUCUGAGCUCGUCACCGAACCUGAAGAGGAGAACCAGGACACAAAGGAGGUUGAGGAACCAGUGGAGGACAACACUGAAAGGGGAGUGGACUGUUCCUCCUUAGCAGACACCCUUGCAGACACAGAUUUGGAGGAGAUGGCUAUGCAUGAAACUGAAGAUAACAGAGCCUUCCAGCAGUUUAAAAAAAGAAUUGCACCAGAACCACACCAGGUGGUGCGUUAUAGCCGAGGCGGCUCUCCGCUGUGGGUCUCUUCUCAGCACAUCCCUUCAGAUCAGGAUAUCCCACCAUGUAGCUGUGGUGGCAAGAGGAUAUUUGAGUUUCAGGUGAUGCCUCAGCUGUUAAACACUCUGUGUGUGGACUCAACAGAAGCCAGCAUCGACUGGGGAACGCUGGCUGUCUACACCUGCUCCAACAGCUGUAACCAUGACGACCAGUACUGCCCAGAGGUUAUCUGGAAACAGGACUUAAGCUCAGAUCAGCACACACAGUCAUAAAUCCCACUGGACACAUUUUAGGUGUCCACACUGGUGCAUUAUAGAAAGCAGUGAUUAAAGUGGUUAAAUGAAGCAGACAUGUGAGGCUGACCUGAUCAGAUAGAAAAUGAUCAAACUGCUCCAGCUGAGACUGUCAAGGAGGGUGCACUCGAACUGUAGAUUUUCUGUCAUGAUUUAAACUCAUGCAGUCAUGAGUUACUGCUGACUGCUUAUCAUUUCAUAAAGGCUUCAGGAUCCAAAACUGCUUUAUGACUAUCUGAAGAGUUUUCAUGUCUACCUUGUGGUUAGUAGAUUAUGUUUCUUUUCACCAUUACAUAGUGUUUAAACAAGAGUUUUACUGGUUUUGGGAUUGUGUCUUAUUAUAACUAUACAGUAAGUUUAAGAAAGGUGUCUAAAUGCUUUUUUUCAGUUGAAUACAGUUCAAUACAAGCAUCAAAGCACAUCUAAAAUCUGUAGGUAAUUAUCUUAAGUCUUUAAAACAAAUUUAAGACUCAAAUGUUUGACAGAACAGUGGUAGUAAAGGAACUGAAGUAUUACAGGGUCCCAUGUCUGUUUAAUAAUCCAUUGUGCAAACCUAUUAAGCCUUUAGUUACUAUAUCUCUUUUAUCUCAUUCCCUCUGACAACCAUCCUCAUGACUGUCUGUUUUGUUUUUACAUGCAUGCGAGACUGUCUAUUUCAAACAAUUGUUAAAAUGCAUUUUGACAAAAUAAAUUUUAUUUUAUUUGUCAAAGUCAAAUCUGCUUGUAGAUAUUCCAUUAAAACAUUGAAAAGUAG
This is a messenger RNA of Betta splendens (Siamese fighting fish), 2575 nucleotides long. RefSeq names its product programmed cell death 2 (gene pdcd2). Gene Ontology annotation, cellular component: nucleus; cytoplasm. The coding region runs from base 739 to 1800 and encodes 353 amino acids. NCBI's taxonomy places the organism in Eukaryota, Metazoa, Chordata, Actinopteri, Anabantiformes, Osphronemidae. The transcript is spliced from 8 exons. The record is from RefSeq and is a predicted model, not a curated record.